Messenger RNA from Populus nigra (black poplar), 1138 nucleotides. RefSeq names its product MADS-box transcription factor 23-like. The transcript has 8 exons. Gene Ontology annotation, biological process: positive regulation of transcription by RNA polymerase II. Bases 93 to 827 code for a protein of 244 amino acids. Gene Ontology annotation, cellular component: nucleus. NCBI's taxonomy places the organism in Eukaryota, Viridiplantae, Streptophyta, Magnoliopsida, Malpighiales, Salicaceae. The record is from RefSeq and is a predicted model, not a curated record. Gene Ontology annotation, molecular function: protein dimerization activity; DNA-binding transcription factor activity, RNA polymerase II-specific; RNA polymerase II cis-regulatory region sequence-specific DNA binding.
GUACCCUCCUCGCCCAAGAACGACGUCUCUGAAACCUCACUUUGUCUCCAUUAACACCCUCUCUUCUCCAAGUUUCUUUGGAAGAGAAAAAAAUGGGGAGGGGGAAGAUAGAGAUAAGAAGGAUUGAUAAUUCGACAAGCAGGCAAGUGACCUUCUCAAAGAGGAGGGGUGGGUUGUUGAAGAAAGCCAAGGAGCUGGCGAUCCUUUGCGACGCAGAAGUUGGAGUCAUGAUCUUCUCUAGCACCGGCAAGCUCUAUGAUUUCUCUAGCACCAGCAUGAAAUCAGUCAUUGAACGAUACAACAAAUCAAAAGAGGUGCAUCAUCUAAUGGGCAACCCAACCUCAGAACUCAAGUUCUGGCAAAGGGAGACAGCAAUGUUGAGACUGCAACUGCAAAACUUGCAAGAAAAUCAUCGGCAAAUGAUGGGUGAAGAACUUUCUGGUUUAAGCGUAAAGGAUUUGCAGAAUUUGGAGAACCAGUUGGAAAUGAGUCUCCGGGGUGUUCGCAUGAAAAAGGACCAAAUUUUAAUGGAUGAAAUACUAGAACUAAAUAGAAAGGGAAACCUCAUUCACCAAGAAAAUAUGGAACUCUAUAAGAAGGCAAACCUAAUUUGUCAUGAAAAUCAAGAAUUGUAUAAGAAGGUUUAUGGAACCAGAGAAGUAAAUGGAGCAAACAGGAAUUCCCUUCUCACAAAUGGUCUGGGCAUGGGAGAGGAAUCACAUGUACCUGUCCAUCUCCAGCUUAGCCAGCCACAGCAACAAAACUAUGAUACACCAGCAAGUGCUACAAAGUUGGGGUAUAAUUUCGUCCAUACAAGUACUUUGUGAGCUAUCAAUUACUUUAUCAGUCUUUGAUGCCAAACUUUUGUCCCCUAAAACUGCAGCAGACUACAACUGCAUUAGCGAAGAAGUUGCGUGAUGCAUCGUCACCAGGAAUGGGUAUUUAAUGGCCCAUAAAUUAAAAGACCAUGCUUCUAUUAUUGCACAGUGGUAUGCGUGCCAAUAACCAUUAAGAGCAUGCUUUGGUUAGACAUGACCAAUGGAAAAAACUUCUGCACUGUGUGCUGAUCAAGACAGCUACUUGUGUAAAAAAUGAGAUAACUGUAAUAAAGAGAAGUGACAUUGGACUGCGUUUUUAA